AUGAGUGCACGUGAUGGCUUAACUCGUCCAAGAAUUGAAAUUCAACCAGAUUGGUUUGACUAUGUUCAGAAUAAACAAUUACCUGUUGAUGUGUAUGUGAAUUUCAAACCUGGGAGCAUACACUUAGAUUUAACACGUGCACAACAAGAUUUACAUGCUCUAUUGUUAAUCAAAACUCCAAAUAGAAAUGAAUCGACUAUAUAUGAAACAUCAGUUUCUGAUCAUUUUGAAACAAGUCAUAUUGAACAUGAUGAAAUAUCCAUAAAACUCAAAGAUUCAGUAAUAAGACAUACAUUUAAAGGUCCAAAGAGAAUGUUUAAACCAUUCUAUGAUAGUUGUAAAGAAAAUAAGACGGAUACCUCGCCUCUUAUAAAUAUACCAGAACUAAAAAAUCUUCCAUCAGUUUCAACAUCAAAUAUUCAUCCAAAUUGUCUAGAUAUUAAUCAAGACGGACUCGGCUUAGUAGGAUUAAAUGAUGGAACGAUAAAUAUAUUCAAUAAUGACAAUGGUGAUAUCCAUCAUACAUUGAAGGGCCAUGCUCAAGAUGUAUAUACAGCUCGUUUCUUUCCAUCUAAUCAUUUGAUAUUGUCUGGAGGUGGUGACUUUCUUGUGAAAAUUUGGUCAUUGGAAAAUGAUGGUGAAUGUCGAGAAACAUUAACAGGUCAUACAUCAAAAAUUAACGAUUUAGCAAUUAUUGGUAAUGGUGAACAAGUCGUAAGUAUAUCGGACGAUGGUUCGGCACGAUUGUGGAAUUUGUCCAACGAACCUAAUAAAACCGUUAGGACAAUUUGUCAAUUAGAUAAGGGAAUUAAUAAUUGUUCUUUAUUUGAAUCAACUCUGGCAUGUGCAUGUGCAGAUGGUUAUGUUAGAACGUAUGAUAUCAAUCAAAAUAACAUAAAAGCAACAUCGGAAUUAAAAAUAGAUGGUGCUGUCAAUUGUGUAUGUUAUAAAUCUGAUUAUAUGAUUUGUGGGACGGAACAGGGUAUAAUUAAUGUUUACGAUGUAAGACAAACAAAUUCUGUUGUACAUUCAUGGAAAGAAUUAAGAUCAAAAAUAACAUCGUUAACACAACUGGAUGAUGAUGGUGGUCUUUUAGUAACAACUGGAGAUGGUUCAACAUUUUACCAUUCUAGAGAAAUGUUACAAGUAACAAAUAUUGAAGUCGAGACGGAUCAUUCAAUGCUCUAUGAUGUUGUAGAUUAUACAGGACCGAAAGAUGAUAUAGUGUUGAAUGCGUGUGUUGAUAAAAAUAACAACAUUUACACGGUGGCUGGUGAUGGUUAUGUACGUAUUUACGAUAAAGUUCAAGCGAAAAAGUAA
Messenger RNA from Didymodactylos carnosus, 1320 nucleotides. The record is from the annotation of a GenBank genome assembly. Lineage: Eukaryota; Metazoa; Rotifera; Eurotatoria; Philodinida; Philodinidae.